AUGCUGACUGAUAGAUUGGAAAAUCUGGAGACGCUUUUGAGAGAAAUGCGGGAGGAGAACAUCAACAACAUAAGCGAACUUAAGAAUGAGUUAGCCGCUGAGAGGGCUGCAAGGGAGGAAAAGGAAAAGGAGGUGGCUGCACUGAAAGUACGACUCUCGCAGGCAGAGGAAUCUCUGUCGCAUCAGAAUGAAGCAAUGUGCAAGAUUUGGGAGGCGAUUUCACAGUCUUUGUGCCAGUCAACAACUGGUAUGGUUCCUCAGGAUGAAGGGCGGGUUUCAAGCAAGGAGAUGGAAUCACUUGUGUCUGCGUUGGUAGCACAAUCGGCGCAAGCCGUGAAGACGUUGGAGCAGCAAAAGGAGGAAACGAAGAAGGUCUGGGAGGUGAGAAACUAG
This is a messenger RNA of Closterium sp. Yama58-4, 393 nucleotides long. The record is from the annotation of a GenBank genome assembly. Lineage: Eukaryota; Viridiplantae; Streptophyta; Zygnematophyceae; Desmidiales; Closteriaceae.